This is a messenger RNA of Cucumis sativus (cucumber), 3416 nucleotides long. Its product is annotated as histidine kinase 4. The record is from RefSeq and is a predicted model, not a curated record. NCBI's taxonomy places the organism in Eukaryota, Viridiplantae, Streptophyta, Magnoliopsida, Cucurbitales, Cucurbitaceae. Gene Ontology annotation, biological process: phosphorylation; phosphorelay signal transduction system. Gene Ontology annotation, molecular function: phosphorelay sensor kinase activity; 4 iron, 4 sulfur cluster binding; methylthiotransferase activity.
AUGAGUAUGAAGAUGCAGCAGAGCCACCACUCAGUGGCUGUAAGAUUUAAUGAGCAAAUUGGAAGUAAAAAAGGGUCCACAUUUAUUCAAGCCAAGAGGGAUUGGCUUCCUAAGUUUCUAUUGCUCUUUCUGUUGGUGGCAUUCAUCAGUAUGUUAAUCUACAAGGGAAUGGAUGCUGAUAACAAAGUUAGAAGAAAGGAAGUUCUGGGAAGUAUGUGUGACCAGAGGGCAAGGAUGCUUCAGGAUCAAUUUAGUGUCAGUGUCAACCAUGUCCAUGCUUUGGCCAUUCUCAUUUCCACUUUCCACUACUCCAAAAAUGUAUCAGCAAUUGAUCAGGAAACUUUUGCUGAGUACACAGCCCGAACAGCUUUCGAGCGGCCUUUGCUUAGUGGAGUGGCAUUUGCGCAAAGAGUGGUGCACUUUGAGCGAGAAAAAUUUGAGAAGCAGCAUGGGUGGACUAUAAAAACAAUGGAAAGGGAACCAUCACCUAUAAAGGAUGAGUAUGCGCCAGUCAUAUUUUCCCAGGAGACAGUUUCCUAUAUCGAAUCUCUUGAUAUGAUGUCUGGAGAGGAGGACCGUGAGAACAUUUUGAGGUCAAGAGAAACAGGUAAAGCUGUUUUAACGAGCCCUUUCAGGCUGCUGGGUUCUCAUCAUCUUGGAGUUGUGCUGACAAUACCUGUUUAUAAAACUAAGCUUCCUCUAAAUCCAACAAUGGAUGAACGAACACGAGCAACGGCAGGCUACCUUGGUGGAGCAUUUGAUGUGGAGUCGCUUGUGGAAAAUUUACUUGGACAACUUGCUGGAAAUCAGGCGAUUUUGGUGAAUGUAUACGAUGUCACAAACUACUCUGAUCCCCUAGUAAUGUAUGGUCAUCAAUAUGAAGAUGGUGACAUGUCUCUUUCACAUGAGAGCAAACUAGAUUUUGGAGAUCCAUUUAGGAAGCAUCAGAUGAUAUGCAGAUAUCAUCAGAAAGCACCAACAUUAUGGACGGCACUUACUACUGCAUUCUUAUUCUUUGUGAUUGGAUUGUUAGUGGGAUAUAUCUUAUACGGUGCAGCAACUCAUAUUGUUAAAGUGGAGGAUGAUUUUCAUGAAAUGCAAGAACUGAAAGUUCGAGCCGAAGCUGCUGAUAUUGCAAAAUCUCAGUUUCUCGCCACAGUCUCUCAUGAAAUAAGGACACCCAUGAAUGGCAUCCUUGGAAUGCUUGCUUUACUUCUUGAUACUGAGCUGAGUUCAACUCAAAGGGAUUAUGCUCAAACUGCUCAGGCCUGUGGAAAAGCACUGAUAGCGUUAAUAAAUGAGGUGCUUGACCGGGCAAAAAUUGAAGCUGGGAAGUUGGAGCUUGAAGCGGUUCCUUUCGACCUUAGAUUGAUACUAGAUGAUGUUUUGUCUUUGUUUUCUGAAAAGUCAAGACACAAGGGAGUUGAGUUGGCAGUAUUCGUUUCUGACAAAGUUCCUGAAAUUGUUAUGGGAGAUCCUGGAAGGUUCAGACAAGUAAUCACAAAUCUCGUGGGUAACUCUGUGAAAUUUACAGAACAUGGACAUAUAUUUGUCAAAGUUCAAUUAGCUGAACAAUCAAUGGUCUCUACGAAUAUCAAAUCUGAAACUCACGUGAACGGAAACUCAGAAGAUGGUGCAUCGCACAAUAAACAUCAGUUUGAAACCUUAAGUGGAUUUGAGGCAGCUGAUAAUCAAAACAGUUGGGACACUUUUAAGCACCUAGCAAAUGAGGAAUUUCAACCAAACGGUUCAAGCAAUCUCAUGGCUACAAAUGAAAUUUCUGAUAUUGUUACUGUCAUGAUAUCUGUGGAAGAUACAGGAAUUGGGAUUCCAUUAAGCGCACAAGGUCGGGUUUUUAUGCGGUUCAUGCAAGCAGAUAGCUCAACAUCCAGAAACUAUGGUGGAACUGGUAUUGGCUUAGACAUCAGUAAGUGUUUGGUUGAAUUAAUGGGCGGCCAGAUAAACUUUGUAAGCAAGCCUCAGGUUGGAAGCACAUUCUCAUUUACUGCUGUUUUUGGGAGAUGUGAGAAGAAAGCGACAGUUAACAUCAAAAAGUCGAAUUUGGAGGAACUUCCUUCUGCAUUUAGAGGAUUGAAAGCAGUUGUAGUUGAUGGGAAACCAGUUAGAGCUGCUGUUACCAAAUAUCAUUUGAAAAGGCUUGGCAUCCUGGUUGAAGUUGCCAGUAGUGUCAAGAUGGCUGCAGCUUUAUGGGGGAAAAAUGGAUCAGUUAGAUCAAGCAAUAUACUUCAGCCUGACGUAAUCCUUCUCGAGAAAGAUAUCUUUAUUUCAAAUGAGGAAUGUGGUUCUUCUAAUCUGCUUCAUCAACUAGACUGGAAGCAGAAUGGUCAUACCUUAAAACUACCAAAAUUGAUUCUUCUUGCAACCUGCAUGAGCACGGUGGAAUUUGAUAAAGCGAAGGAAAUGGGUUUCUCUGACACUUUGAUCAUGAAACCAUUGAGAGCAAGCAUGAUCGGUGCAUGUCUUCAACAGGUGCUUGGCUCAGGAAAGAAACGACAGCUGGGGAAGGACAUGGCCAAUGGCUCUAACUUUCUUAAAGGGCUGCUCUGUGGUAAGAAAAUAUUGGUCGUUGAUGACAAUAAGGUAAACCGAAGAGUUGCUGCAGGUGCUUUAAAGAAAUUUGGUGCCGAUGUAGAGUGUGUCGAGAGCGGGAAAGCUGCAUUGGCAUUGCUUCAACUGCCACACAGUUUUGAUGCUUGCUUUAUGGAUAUUCAGAUGCCAGAAAUGGAUGGAUUUGAAGCAACCCGAAGAAUCAGGAUGAUGGAGAGCAAGGAAAAUGAGGUACUGAUUAGGGAAUCAAAUGGCAAAGAAAAUGCAAGGAAAGAUGAGUGGCAUGUUCCAAUAUUAGCCAUGACCGCAGAUGUAAUUCACGCAACAUACGACGAGUGUCUGAAAUGUGGGAUGGAUGGAUAUGUAUCGAAGCCAUUUGAGGAAGAGAAUCUUUACCAGGCAGUUGCCAAGUUUUUCAAUACAAAGCCCAUCACUGAUUCAUGACACAUGGCCAUUGAACUCGACACAACUGUCAACUCCGACAUCAAAAGACACUUGUUCUGGGUUUGGUUUGUACAACAUUUUACAGGAGAUGCUCACAAGACUUGGUUUGAAGGAGUCAUGAUCAAUUAAAGGGGCCACCAUUUUUGACCAAAAUGCUGUACUUCUGGGCAUUAUUUGUACAUUAGCUAUUAGACCCUUCUGCUGCUUCCUUGUAUGUACUGUGCUGUAGGCCCUUUGAGUUGUGGCUUUUGGGCUGGGGGCUGCUGUAAGGGGUGUAAAUUUUUUUUAUUAUGAUUAUGAUUAUUUUUAUGCUUACAUUAAUCCCCAAAAAAGAAUCAACCUAAGAAACAUGAUCAACAUGACUAGUGUGUUCGUAUUUUGGCAUGUGUUGAAUGCUUGGACAA